GAGGCUUUCCAGAGCGGAGGGAGGGCCAAGGGGAAGGGGAAAUGUUUCCCCUACCCGGGAUCUCCAGACGGCUUCCUUCGCGUGGGCGAGAGAGACACCCAGGUGCAGCCCCUGCAGGCUCCGGGACUACAAUACCCAGAGGACCGGAGGGGAAGAGUCUCCCGACGUCGGUCGCGGAGGCUGCUGGGAACUGAAGUCCAAACUAAGACUGAACUUUUGCUGAGAUCCUGUAAAGAUCCAACCCGCACUUUUUAUCGACGGGGAGAUUCGGGCUCAGAGACCCAAGAGGAAACUGAUCAGGAAAGGGAAAACUGUGCCUGAAGGAGUGGGGCAAGGGCUCAGAAGUCAGUCUCCUGAAGCCACGGCGAGGCAGGCGUCUCGGCUCUUCUGUAUCUCCGUGGCCAGGUCGCUCUCGGCUUCUGGGCCUCGCCCUUCCUGUCUGUGAAAUGGACUCUGGGUGAAUCCAAAUGGGAUCUUCUCGGUCCACGUCCUGCCCCUCCGGGACUACAAGUCCCAAGGUGCUCCAGGCGCCCUCGGCUCCCCCUCCCCUCAGGGACCCGCCUCCCUGCAGCCCGAGUCACGUCGUCUAACCUGUUCCCCGCUCCUGCCCCGCCCCGUUCUCCGCUCCCGAAAGCCGGAGCCCGAGCCGGAGGAAGCCCCCCGGUGCCAGGAUCUGCCCCGGAUCCGCGCCCGCUCCGGCUGGCACCAUGGACAGCGAGGCAUUCCAGAACGCGCGGGACUUUCUGGACCUGAACUUCCAGUCGCUGGCCAUGAAGCACAUGGAUCUGAAGCAGAUGGAGCUGGACACCGCAGCGGCCAAGGUGGAUGAACUGACCAAGCAGCUGGAGUCGCUGUGGUCAGACUCUCCCGCGCCUCCUGGCCCACAGGCCGGAGCCCCUUCUAGGCCGCCCAGGUACAGCUCCAGCCCGAUCCCUGAGCCCUUCGGCAGCCGAGGGUCCCCCCGGAAGGCGGCCACCGAAGGCACAGACACCCCGUUCGGACGAUCAGAGAGUGCCCCAACCCUGCACCCCUACAGACCAUUGUCCCCCAAGGGCCGUCCGUCGUCGCCGCGCACCCCGCUCUACCUGCAGCCGGACGCCUACGGCAGCCUGGACCGCGCGCCCUCGCCCCGGCCCCGCGCCUUCGAUGGCGCAGGCAGCUCCCUCGGCCGUGCGCCCUCCCCGCGGCCUGGGCCCGGCCCACUCCGCCAGCAGGGUCCCCCUACACCUUUCGACUUCCUGGGCCGCGCAGGCUCCCCCCGCGGCAGCCCCCUGGCAGAGGGGCCCCAGGCCUUCUUCCCCGAGCGCGGGCCGUCACCGCGCCCCGCUGCCACCGCCUACGACGCGCCUGCCUUCGGGAGCUCCCUGCUAGGCGCGGGUAGUAGCGCCUUUGCCCCGCCUCUGCGCGCGCAAGACGACCUGACGCUGCGCCGGCGGCCCCCGAAAGCCUGGAACGAGUCUGACCUGGACGUGGCAUACGAGAAGAAGCCUUCGCAGACAGCGAGCUAUGAACGCCUGGAUGUCUUUGCACGGCCCGCCUCGCCGGGCCUGCAGCUGUUGCCUUGGAGGGAGAGCAGCCUGGACGGACUGGGGGGCACCACCAAGGACAACCUCACCAGCGCCACCCUUCCGCGCAAUUACAAGGUCUCCCCUCUGGCCAGCGACCGGCGUUCAGACACAGGCAGCUACCGCCGCUCGCUGGGCUCCGCGGGGCCGUCGGGCACUUUGCCUCGCAGCUGGCAGCCCGUCAGCCGCAUCCCCAUGCCCCCCUCCAGCCCCCAGCCCCGCGCGGCCCCGCGCCAGCGUCCCAUCCCCCUCAGCAUGAUCUUCAAGCUGCAGAAUGCCUUCUGGGAGCAGGGGGCCAGCCGUGCCAUGCUCCCUGGGUCCCCCCUCUUCACCCGAGCACCCCCACCUAAGCUGCCUCCCCAGCCCCAGCCACAACCACAGGCCCAGCCACAACCGCAGCCCCAGCCACAACCACAGCCCCAGCCACAACCACAGCCCCAGCUGCCCCCACAGCCUCAGCCACAAGCCCCUACCCCAGCCCCCCAGCCUCCCCAACAGACAUGGCCCCCUGUGAACGAAGGACCCCCCAAGCCCCCCACCGAGCUGGAGCCUGAGCCGGAGAUAGAAGGGCUGUUGACACCAGCGCUGGAGGCAGGCGAUGUGGAUGAAGGCACUGUAGCAAGGCCUCUCAGCCCCACAAGGCUGCAGCCAGCACUGCCACCGGAGGCACAGUCAGUGCCCGAGCUGGAGGAGGUGGCACGGGUGCUGGCCGAGAUUCCCCGGCCCCUCAAACGCAGGGGCUCCAUGGAGCAGGCCCCUGCCGUGGCUCUGCCCCCUACCCACAAGAAACAGUACCAGCAGAUCAUCAGCCGCCUCUUCCAUCGCCAUGGGGGGCCAGGGCCCGGGGGGCUGGAGCCAGAGCUGUCCCCCAUCACUGAGGGAUCUGAGGCCAGGGCAGGUCCCCCUGCUCCUGCCCCACCAGCUCCCAUCCCACCCCCAACCCCGCCCCAGAGCAGCCCACCAGAGCAGCCACAGAACAUGGAGAUGCGCUCGGUGCUGCGGAAGGCUGGCUCCCCGCGCAAGGCCCGCCGCGCGCGCCUCAACCCUCUGGUGCUGCUCCUGGACGCGGCGCUGAGCGGGGAGCUGGAAGUGGUGCAGCAGGCGGUGAAGGAGAUGAACGACCCGAGCCAGCCCAACGAGGAGGGCAUCACCGCCCUGCACAACGCCAUCUGCGGCGCAAACUACUCCAUUGUGGACUUCCUCAUCACCGCGGGUGCCAAUGUCAACUCCCCCGACAGCCACGGCUGGACACCCUUGCACUGCGCGGCGUCGUGCAACGACACAGUCAUCUGCAUGGCGCUGGUGCAGCACGGCGCUGCGAUCUUCGCCACCACGCUCAGCGACGGCGCCACUGCCUUUGAGAAGUGUGACCCGUACCGCGAGGGUUAUACUGACUGCGCCACCUACCUGGCAGAUGUGGAGCAGAGUAUGGGGCUGAUGAACGGCGGGGCGGUGUACGCUCUCUGGGACUACAGCGCCGAGUUCGGGGACGAGCUGUCCUUCCGCGAGGGCGAGUCGGUCACUGUGCUGCGGAGGGACGGGCCGGAGGAGACCGACUGGUGGUGGGCCUCUCUGCAUGGCCAGGAGGGCUACGUGCCGCGGAACUACUUCGGGCUCUUCCCCAGGGUGAAGCCUCAAAGGAAUAAAGUCUAGCAGGAUAGAAGGAGGUUUCUGAGCCCGACAGAAACAAGCAUUCCUGCGUUCGCUGCAGACCUCCUGCUCCGUUUUCUGCUUCCUUUAUCUGCACCCCUCGCCCUGCUGGUGGUGGUCCUCGCCACCGGUUCUCUGUUCUCCCGUAAGUCCAGGGAAGAAUGAGAACCCCAGCCUUAAAUUUAGGAAUCUGCCUUAGCCUUGAGAGGUCCAGGAAGGGCUGGAAAUCACUGGGGACAGGAAACCACUCCGUUUUGCCAAAUCGGAUCCCGUCCAAAGUGCCUCUGAUGCCUACCCCACCACCACCUCCCCCAGCAAGCCAGCCACCUGCCCAGCAGAGCCUGGGAUGGGCGACCACACCCCUGGAUAUGCCUGGGAGUCACCGCUACCUCCAGCUCUCCCAGCAGUCUUGAGGUCUAGAUGGGAAACAUUGGUCUCCACCAGGAUCCCUGCCCCACCUCUCCCCAGUUAAGUGCCUUCAUACAGCACUGGUUUACUGUUUAUAUACAAAAUAGGGAAACUUUCCUUUAUAAAUAAAAGUAGAUUGCACAGAAAUUGA
Sapajus apella (tufted capuchin) is the source of this 3774-nucleotide messenger RNA. RefSeq names its product protein phosphatase 1 regulatory subunit 13 like (gene PPP1R13L). Lineage: Eukaryota; Metazoa; Chordata; Mammalia; Primates; Cebidae. The record is from RefSeq and is a predicted model, not a curated record. Gene Ontology annotation, molecular function: transcription factor binding. The transcript is spliced from 13 exons. Gene Ontology annotation, biological process: regulation of transcription by RNA polymerase II; positive regulation of cell differentiation. The coding region runs from base 708 to 3218 and encodes 836 amino acids.